AUGGCGUUUUCUUCUUCGUUUGUUAGAUCUGCACCGUCGCCUGUUCUCGAUAGCGACGCUUUCCGGCCGUCCGACCGAUCAAAGGUAUCAUGCGGUGGUCUUUACCACAUUGCUAAUGCUGUGAAGUCCCAGUCAAGCAUGUUCGGGAAUAAGGUUCCAUUGGAUUCAUCAUUGCUACAGAGGCGUUCUGUUUGCAGUAUUCAGCCUAUCAAAGCAACGGCAACAGAAGCACCUCCAACAGUUCCCAAUUAUUGCCUGGUUUACUUGUCUGAUGAAGCUGCAUCGUGCCAUUUGCUAUUGACAGAAUCAGGCAGCAGUGGGAAAACAAAGAUUGGCAUCAAUGGUUUCGGGCGUAUUGGGAGACUGGUUUUAAGGAUAGCAACUUUCAGGGAUGAUAUUGAUGUGGUGGCAGUAAAUGAUCCUUUUGUUGAUGCAAAAUACAUGUCAUACAUGUUCAAAUAUGAUUCAACUCAUGGACCAUACAAGGGAACCAUCCGAGUCGUUGAUGAGUCCACUCUUGAAAUCAACGGGAAGCAGAUUAAAGUUAGCAGCAAAAGGAACCCAGCAGAGAUCCCUUGGGGUGAUUAUGGGGCUGAUUACGUUGUUGAGUCUUCUGGGGUCUUUACAACUGUUGAGAAAGCAUCAUCACACAAAAAGGGUGGUGCUAAAAAGGUCGUAAUUUCAGCUCCAUCGGCCGAUGCACCUAUGUUUGUAGUUGGCGUGAACGAGAACACUUACAAACCCAGCAUGGAUGUUGUUUCCAAUGCUAGCUGUACAACCAAUUGCCUUGCUCCAUUGGCCAAGGUAGUGCAUGAAGAGUUUGGUAUUUUAGAGGGCCUAAUGACAACUGUCCAUGCAACUACAGCCACACAGAAGACAGUUGACGGCCCUUCAAUGAAAGACUGGCGAGGUGGCCGUGGAGCAGGGCAAAACAUCAUUCCUAGUUCUACUGGUGCUGCUAAGGCUGUUGGGAAAGUUCUUCCAGAACUCAAUGGGAAGCUCACUGGAAUGGCUUUCCGUGUUCCGACUCCUAAUGUGUCUGUCGUGGACUUAACCUGUCGGCUUGACAAGAGUGCUUCUUAUGAGGACGUAAAAGCAGCCAUAAAGCAUGCAGCAGAGGGUCCUCUGAAAGGCAUUCUUGGGUACACAGACGAAGAUGUGGUGUCCAAUGAUUUUGUUGGCGACUCCAGGUCAAGCAUAUUUGAUGCCAAGGCUGGAAUUGGUCUUAGCAAGUCCUUCAUGAAACUCGUUUCGUGGUAUGACAAUGAGUGGGGCUACAGUAACCGUGUGCUGGACCUGAUUGAGCAUAUGGCUUUUGUAGCAGCUACUAAGUAAAAAGCAGCUAUCGAGUAUUUUUUGUUUGAGUAAAGGAGUAGAUGCAGAACUAUUAGUUGCCUGUCGUGCGCAAGUUAGAAUACUCUAAUCUCGUACUAUAUCGAGAUAUGGAAGAUAUGAAACGGUGUCAAAAUAAUCUAAGACUAUGAGAACUUAGAAAAAAACAUGUUUUGGAUUUGAUCAUUUGAUGUAUUUGGAGGAUAACUUAACAUGCCAAUGUGCUGUUGUACCAAUUUAUGAUUGAAUGAUGUUUUGCCUCUAGAUUUAUGUUCCCAUAGGUUCAGUUCAUGCUAUACAAGGUUCAUGUUAUUCAAGUAUUGUGCAACUGAUUUGUUUUUUUUGCUCUCAAGCCUUUUCUUCUGAAAAAAUCACACCAAUUUUCCUUUUUAAGCAAGCUGUAGAAGUGGGUCCCUCCAUUUUAUUGCCAUUU
Molecule: messenger RNA, 1765 nt
Organism: Striga asiatica
Lineage: Eukaryota; Viridiplantae; Streptophyta; Magnoliopsida; Lamiales; Orobanchaceae
Source: the annotation of a GenBank genome assembly